Xenopus tropicalis (tropical clawed frog) is the source of this 2766-nucleotide messenger RNA. It is a transcript of the gene bcl2, whose product is annotated as B-cell CLL/lymphoma 2. The record is from RefSeq and is a predicted model, not a curated record. The transcript has 3 exons. Bases 848 to 1729 code for a protein of 293 amino acids. Lineage: Eukaryota; Metazoa; Chordata; Amphibia; Anura; Pipidae. Gene Ontology annotation, biological process: apoptotic process; regulation of apoptotic process; transmembrane transport. Gene Ontology annotation, cellular component: cytoplasm; mitochondrial outer membrane; endoplasmic reticulum membrane.
CCCAGAAGUAGAAGGGUUUCAGUGCUGUCCUAGCACAGGAGGACCCAGCACAGCGGACAAGCAGUGUCCCGCCUCCAGCCAGCCACGCUGUGUGCUACACGGAGGCAAGAUGAAGAAGGCAACAAGGACAAUAAAAAGAAACUAAAUCACACACAAACACCACCUCUGCUAUAUUCUCCUGUGUUUAAGAAUCUACAAGAAUGUCUUUUACUGGCCAGAGUUUAUUCCUGUGCUGGAUUAAAUGAGAGGGAUUAGUACUUUUUUUUGCCGUUUCUGAGCAGCAGCAUAUGUGUGUGGGGUGUGAGAGGCUGAAUAAAUGGGAGUGAGCAGAACACUGUAGCAGGAUCUCCAGUCAGAGGAGGUGGAAAAAAAACUGCAUUUUGCUUUCACUGGCGCUUCUGGGUUGCCUGGGUGGCCUCUAAAGCAUUUCCUACACAAGGAUGCUUAUGCGAUGUUUGGACUGUUUCAUUGAUGCAUUUAAUUCCCCCUGAGGAUUUAAGUCAAUAUAACCCCAGCAUAUCUGGAACUUGUUUCAUGGAUUCAGAUGAACAGGGAAACCCAACAGCAGAGCAAGAUCAAGUAGGGAAUGUCCCUUGAAAAAGCGCAGCUAACAAUGAAAGCACCUUUAGGAGGGAAAUUUCAAUAAAGCUACAGAGCUCCACAAGGAGGAAGAGGGGGAGGAAUAUUUACAGCAAAAGAAUGAAAGAGCUGCCGCAGGACCUUUCGCUUACAGCAAAUACAUUAUAAGAGCUAAAGGAGCUGUUUGAGUAGUUCUGGGCGAAGUAUUUUGGUUUAUAACCGAAUAUAAUCUUUUCACCAAUCCCCUGCCAUUAGUCCGUGGACAAAUAUGGCUCAUCCUAGGAGAGGAGGCUAUGAUCACCGGGACAUAGUGGUAAAAUAUAUCCAUUAUAAACUGUCUCAAAAGGGGUAUGAAUGGGAAGAGGGGCGGCAGCAGGUCUCUGCUGAGCACCCUCAAGCUUCUGCUGCUAUUAGUAAUUAUUCUGAUGAUGGAGAAAUGCCUGCUGCUUCCGCAGAUUCACGUGGACCACCUCAAUCUUCACUCGCAUCUGCUGCUGCUUCCUCAGAUGAGGAAACCCCAAGUAAUGCUCCAGCCACCUUCGUGGGCAAUACACCUGCUGUUCCCAGGGGGUCUGCACCUGCUGCUUCACCCUUAGCUGAAUUGAACGUUGUACCAAGAAAUCUUAAUGUUAACCCAGAUGCCAGUCGAGAAGCAGAUGGUGAUGAUGAUGAUGAUGAAGCAGCUAUGCAGCCGGUCCCUCCAGCAGUGCUACAGACCUUAAGUCGAGCUGGAGAUGAGUUCUCUCGCCUCUAUCAGCAAGAUUUUAGACAGAUCUCAGGGCUCCUCCAUUUAACCCCAUCCACAGUUAGGGUGCGCUUUGCAACAGUAGUGGAGGAGCUCUUUCAUGAUGGGGUCAACUGGGGAAGGAUUGUUGCUUUUUUCGAGUUUGGUGGGGUCAUGUGCGUGGAAAGUGUUAAUCGAGAAAUGUCUCCUCUGGUGGAUUCCAUUGUGGGUUGGAUGACAGAGUACCUAAACAGUCACUUGCAAAAUUGGAUCCAGGAACAGGGAGGAUGGGAUGCUUUUGUGGAGCUGUACAACAGCAAUAUCCGGCCACCAUUUGACCCCAGCUGGUUAUCCAUCAAGACAAUAUUAAGCCUUGCUGUGGUUGGAGCCUGCAUCACAAUAGGGGCAUAUCUUGGUCACAAGUGAAGAUCGCACAUGAUUUGGAACAGUAAUAUCCAGACUUAGAAGAAUUGGACACUUUGAUGUGUAAAACUAGUGGACCAAUUGUUAAAUCAGCUAUAACUGCCAAAGGAGGUUUCACUUUAUUUUCUGUAGAAAUAUUUUCUUUUUAUAGAGGUUUUAUUUAUUAAAGUUCUUUGCAUUUCAAGCUAAGCCUCACCAUCCGACAAUUUACAUGCAGUGUCUACAGUCUCUUCUUACUUGGUUCACAAAUCCAUUUGCAGACACUAUCAGACCCUUGGAGUGUUUAAUUAAUGUAGCAGAUGUUUAAUACUUACCAGGGGAUUACUAACCCAACCUUCAUUUACAGAAUUUAACUUUCAUUUAGACUCUUCAUGUGUCUUAAUUCCAGAAAUAUUUGCUGUUAAUAUAAUCAAGGCAAAAACUAACAUAGCCUCUGGUGCCUCCUAGAGAUGAGGAGCAAUAUCAUUGCCAUCUAAUGACUGUGAGUUGUACAUACACUUACUGGUUCACUGCAGCUGGGUAGAGUUCAUUUCAUCAUGACCAACAAAAUGAAAAUCAGUUGGUAAAUGAUGUUUUAAUGCUCUAAUAUGAACCCAAGAUCACUAAAUAUAGCUGAUAUGGAAUGUUGUUAUAUUGGUACAGGUGAAAGUAUGUAUGGUAGGAAACCAAAUGAAAUUCUUUCUUCUCUUUGAAUCACGAGGAAAUGUUAAGUCAAACAUCUUAAUGUAUUAUGUUCAGCUCUUUUAAAGGCUGAAGUAACUAUACCUAUAGACAACCUUUUGCUGAAUUGCCUAGCCCUAAAAAAGGGGGAGGCUGUCUGGGCCAGAUGCAUCGAUAAAAUCUUUUCCAUCUCUAUAUAGGAGGUUGCUUUUAUUCUUAUUAGGCUAGCAUUUUCAGUUUGCUUCUUUUAGAUGACCAAUAUCAAUAACUGGAACAGAGAACUCUGAAGUCUGUACUGAUGUGGCCCAGUAAUGUUUGUGACUAUUGCUUUAUGUAUAGAUCAUCAAAUAAAAUUACUGGAACACAGUAUGUUAAAUAUA